This is a messenger RNA of Pogonomyrmex barbatus (red harvester ant), 8819 nucleotides long. It is a transcript of the gene ash1, whose product is annotated as histone-lysine N-methyltransferase ash1. Lineage: Eukaryota; Metazoa; Arthropoda; Insecta; Hymenoptera; Formicidae. Gene Ontology annotation, biological process: regulation of DNA-templated transcription. Gene Ontology annotation, molecular function: histone H3K4 methyltransferase activity; protein binding; DNA binding. Gene Ontology annotation, cellular component: nucleoplasm; nucleus. The record is from RefSeq and is a predicted model, not a curated record.
AGCGGUCUAAGUGGUCGCUUCAGAAUCGUUUAGAGCAUAAUAAGUAGUUAAUUUCCUGUUCUACGAUCCACUUCCGGAGUUGGUUUAUCUUAUCCAAAGAUACCCAGGUCUGCUCCGAGAUAGACUCAGAAUAGACAAAACGAACAAUGCUUUUAUAAACGUUGCGGCCAUCUUGCUACCUUUUAUCUAUUUUCACAUCUCUCGAGUAUUCGAUGUCGUCCGAUGUAUUCUGAUAUAUUAUAUGAAUUUAAAAAAUAUAUUCUUUGCAUAAAUAAAUAACAUGAUGAAUUAAAUAAAGUAAUUAAAUAAAGUGAUAUAUAGCGGAUUUUUUCACUUAAACUACAUUAAAUUAAUGUGCAUUAAAAAUGAACAGUAUAUUUAUAUCGAUACCAAUACCUAGACAUUGGAGGAGAAAAGAAUGAAAAACCAAUGUAACAUGUAAAAAAUGUAAAUAAAUACCAAGAGUACGAGUAAAGAUUGUUUUCCCAUUAUCGACAUCUCCCCUAUAUCUUGUACCGACCGAUAGCAACACUCAGCAUCGCGGUUCGCGAUACUGCCGCGUACAUUGAUGAUCGCGUAACAUUGAAAGGAAUCGCAAAUGCGAUAUCUUGACGCAUGUCGCGCGAGUUUCACGCGAGACUACCUGGCGUGAGAGUUGAGAGUUGAGAGUACCACGCAGUCCACACAGUACCGGGAAAGUCCGAUAAACGUGUGGCCGGGGCAACCGCCGUCGCGGUGCAACACGAUACGACACGGUACAUACGACGCACGAGCGAUACGUCGUUCAUCGUUCGCUGUUUAACGCUCGAAAUCAUAAAGAGAUUUGAGUUUCAUUGGCGCAUUGAGUUGGGACUAAGACAGAGUUGGGACUAAGGAUGUCGCCGAGAAACGCCAUUUUGUGAUCGCGCUGUCUGGACGUAAACAUCGAACUUUCCAAUUGUAUUCGACGCGGUGGGAAGAUAUCUCGCCGAUUGAUCCUCAUCUCGGCGGCUCGUUCCCAGCCCGCCGGCAUCGUUUAUACAUUUUCGCCAAUCGUCGCGACACGACACCGCCCCAUGUUCAGCUAAUGCAGUGACGUUUCGCGCCAAUUCCAUCAAGACGCACACCUGGCGCACGCCACGCUACGAGAACAGCUGUCGUUGCGUCGUCGAUUAGUGUUAGCGUCUCAGCGUCGGCGUCGGCAUUUUCGCGCGAUUUCAACGCAUUCGCUGGUCAGAGUUAUAUAAUAGAGCAGAUGCAAGCUUCAAUUAUCAAUAAGUUGGACAUUCAGGCAAAAUGAUUCUGGCGAUUAUUCAUAAAUGAAUUUUCUAUUGGUCAAAGUUUGAAGAUAUGCUUUUUAUUAUUGCAAAAAAGCUUGAUGAGUAAACAAAAGUUUAAGGAAUGGUAUUCUAUUCGAUUCAGCUGGAUGUUAGAUAAGCUGAAAAAUGUCUGGUGAUUCAGGAUGGAACGCCGUUAUUCAUCAUCCUUCAGAUUUGGAAUUACAGAAUUGGAAUUGGGAAGAAAACGAUGGAGAGCAAGAGAAAGAGCUCCCUUCAACCGUUGAUAUGGAUGCAAUAAAAGGUGGUGGUAGUUGGGAUCCUGCUACUGAACCUAAUGGGACAGAUUCGGUUGAUUCCGAAGAAGAUUCUGAUUCUGACGACGAAAGCUCUGGUGGAAGCGAAGGCUCUUGCUCUUAUUCGGAUUCUAAUUCAGAGUCAGACGACGAAAGUAGCGGCGACGAAGAGGAAGAUAGUGGAUCCAAUUCGGACUGUUCGUCUGAACAUAGCGAGCAAACAUUUUCCAUUCAAGAAACUAACUUUGAACAAGGAGCACUGAAAUUAAAAAUCACUAUGAAAGGUCCUAAAAAAGAAGACUCUGAAAAAAUUAAAUGUGAAAAGAAUAAAAGAACUGUUACAAAAAAGGUCAAGAACAAUCAAGAAAAUAAGUCCUCAGAAUGUAGUAGUGAAGAUUCAGACUCGUCUGUGGGCAACGCGGCGUCACAACAACCACAACAACAACAGUCGCAACAGCAUCAACAUCACCAUCACGUGCCGACACAAGAAAUCAACCAGGAACAUCACGCGACUACAUUGCCUACCUCGCAAGAGCAGGAGGAUCCGCCGUUCGAUGGAUUUGAGGAUUCGGAGAGCGGUCGGCUGGUGUCAAAGGCGAUCGAACGCAUGUCGCUCGGCGCAGACUCGGACACGAGCGAGAACGGCGAUCAGAAUCCCGUACCUGUAUAUAGCUCCACUCUGUUGCAACAGUUUGUUGAAAAGACUGCUAUGUUGUCAGAGCCACGAAAAAGGCGCAGCAAAUGUGGUAAAAAAUUGAACAAUGAUAAUGAGUAUCCAUGCGUGUCAAACGUAUCGCCCGAUUCCGGCAUCCAAUCGGUGGACAAUAGUCCGUUACAUCUGGCUAUCAGUCCCGUCAGUCCUCCAGCGCCGACCCAAUCUCCAGUCCAACCGCCGAUCGUUACUAAACCGGCAGUGAAUGUCGAUCGGGUUCUGUAUCCUCCGAAGAGAAAACCUGGUAGGCCAGCAAAGACAGUGUCUACGCAACCACGUGGACCCGGUAGGCCGCGUUUAAAACCGGAAAUUGUUGAGAAAAUUCAAAAGAUCGAAAAAGCGGAAAAAGAAAGAAAGGAAUCUUUAAAAAAUUUAAAUAAUCCCGAUUCUCGAUUAUCGGAAAAGAGAGAAACUGUCGGAAAGGAAUCGAUCGUAAAGGGAGCGAAAGAAGACACAUUUCCACUUAGGAAACGAGGUAAUGCAAAAUCCGUUGCAUCGAAAGAAGUGAAAGACGAUGCGAGACGGUCUCCUGCAAACAAAAGAACGAAAGGUAAACCGAUGGUAUAUCAAAAGACACGUUAUACCGCAGUGAAAUCUUCGCAGGAAAAGACAAGCGUGGUCAAGAGGACGACGGGAACAAGUUCGUCGAUGCGAGUAAAGUGCCUAAACAGAUCCACCGCAAACAAACUUGUGCCACGGUGCGACGGUAGAUCCUGUCGAAAAGUCAGGCACGACAGAACAUGCGUGUCUAACAAGACCACAGUUCCCUUGACGCGACAGAAGCAGAUGUCGUGCGAGCAUCAGGUAUCUAACGAUCAAAAGAUGUUGAGCAUUGGUAAGAGAACAGGUUCGAAAGAGAACAGAAAUAAUGCGACCGCUGUUGCACCUAGAAGGCAGAAUUUAGUGAAAAAGAUCGCGCCUCCAAUCACUAGGCGAGUUCUAAAGGAAAACAAGUGCAACAAAAAAUUACCACAGCAGGCUGAGACAAGUGGUGUGGGCGUACAGACAUUAAUAUCACUACCAGUCGGCGAUAUAUUAAAGACAGAAAAUGUGGAGCGUACAUCCAAUAAGUGCGACAAACUGGUGCAGCCAAUACAGCAUAAUUCUUGUCACAAGCAGCAUCAUCAUCAUCAUCAUCAUCAUCAUCACCAUCAUCAUCACAAACAUCGUCGGAGAUUGCUCGCGCCACCAAAAAAUCCCAUUCGCAUCGAUCCAUGUAUUAUCCAGGAGCUGGAAAAGCUGAUCGAGGAGUUUGAGAAGUUGUGCAGUUUGGGCAAGAACAACACCUGCGCCAAUCACUCCGAGCUACCGCAAAUCUUUCGUGUUAAGAAGCUUACGAAAAAGAGGAAAGGUGGCGACGUCGGUGCGAAUGACGAUCAGAAAUUAAAGCGACGAUUGAAAAAGAAAAAUAUUGACGGCACAGAUUCCAAGAGCAGUGCAAACACUAGUACGAGUUCCAAUCCGAAUGAACAGCGGCUGCCAUUGAAGAAACGUCAUUACCACGUUUCGAGUCCGCAUAGUUCGCAAAGCUCGAACGCGAGUUGCGCGGAUGUGACAGCGAACGAGUCCAAUUCCACGGAAAGCCAUAUAGAGGAAGCGAUCGAGGCUACUAUUACGAGAUAUGGUGGCGGCAGCUCGACAUCCUCCAUUCACGACGAGGAGACUAUGCCGGUUACUCCUAAGAAAAGGCCAAGGGAUGUUGAAAUCGCAGCAUCCGAAAAACAGGGUAGUGAUGAAGAUAAAUCAACCAACCAAGUGGAAAUUCAACCACGCCGAAAGAAAAAGAUUGUUAAGGAUCUUCGUGUUACUGUCACAAAAUUGUCCUCUGAAGGUCACAACUUUCUCGACAAGAAUGAUAAAGAAAAAUCGACGGACAAGAGUUCCAAAAUUGCCACAGAAAAACCUGGCAAAUCGGAAAAGACUAUGAUGUCGGAUAAAUCGAUCAAGACCGAUAAAACGCAAUUAAGCGACAAGAUUGACGUCGAACACAUUCGCACGGAAAAGAAUAUUAAAGUUGAUUCGGAAACGAACGUGUCUGAGACGUUUGAUGACGGUGAGACUGUGACCGAGAGUAAGAAAUCUCCGAUCAAUAACUCAAACGUGCCAAAUCUCAUGAAUAAUACAGCGAUGAUUCUCACAAAGAAAAAGAUACGAAGACGGAAAGCCAUCAAUCGUACAGGUUUUCCGACUUUGAAGAAGAAGAAGAAAAAGAUUGUAGAUUCUUCUAGAGUGAUCAAAUCAGCGCUAUUGGGUAACACUGAUGGAACGUGUAAAGAUCAGGACACAGUCGAAGAUGCGGAAGAUAAUAAAGCAUCUUUGAUAGAAAAUAAAGUUCAGGACAAUGUUGUAAUAGAAAACAACGAUAGUGUGGAACAUGCUAAAAAUGAUGUGAAAAAUGUAGACAAUUCUAGUACAGUGCAAGAGACAUCUAGCCGAAGUGGUUCGGAUGAAAUAAUCGAGUCUUGUACCGGUCAAUUGCGAGUCCGUAAGGAUCUCGUGGAAUCCGACAGCAGUAUACUGUCUGAAAAACUUUAUCCGAGUCCGGUCAAGUACGAGAAAAUACCGGACUGUCGGAUCUACGACGAGAAUGCAUCGCUGGAAGAAUCUCUCGAACGUUACAAUCAAAAUCAACGUAUCGCAGAACUAAACGAAGAGAAUUUGAGAAAAUUGGAACGCGCGAACGCUCAAGCAGCGAAUGUCAAGCUGGAAUUAUCUAGUUGCUUUAACAAUAAUCACAAGAAAAGAAGGGGUUCGACCAGUCCUUCUAAUCUGUAUGGAAGAAGCACGAAGAGACUAAGGAGCGCGGGUUACGAUACGGAGAGCGAGGCACCGCCCAGCAGUGAUGUGGCCAGCGAGGAUCAAGAGGUCAGCAGGAAACCCAUAGGUCCUGUUCAUAAUCGGAAAAAACAAUCGAGGUGGAGGAAGCGAUACUUGCAAGCUAGCAGCAUAUUAUCCGAGUUCAAAAAACUCGAAUCUAAAAAACUCACUGGUAUCGAUACCAAACAAAAAAUUAUCGUUUGUCCCAAUUCAGAAGAGCAUUACGCUACAGAACAAUUACCGACCAUUAUAUCGACUGGGAAACUCUUGCGACAGAGAAAAACGUCAUUUCAAUUGCAAUACGAUUUAUUAUGGCUUCAUGCUCAAUCGAGACACUUUGAUCGAAAUAUGGUACCAUCAUGGAAUUACAAGAAAAUUCGAACGAACAUUUAUUACGAUGUUAAACCGACUACUCUAUACGAGGCGCAAGCCUGUGAAUGCAAACCAGAAAGUGGUUGCGGAGAUGAUUGUAUUAAUCGAAUGGUAUUUAGUGAAUGUUCGCCACAACUGUGUCCUUGUGGUGAAAAGUGUGAGAAUCAAAAGAUUCAAAAGCACGAGUGGUCGCCAGGGUUACUGAGGUUUAUGACGGAGAAUAAAGGAUGGGGAGUAAAAACGCAACAAGCUAUCAAAUCCGGGGAUUUUAUUCUUGAGUACGUGGGUGAAGUUGUAUCAGAAAGAGAGUUCAAAUCGAGGAUGGCAACCAGAUAUGCCAAUGAUACGCAUCACUAUUGUUUGCAUUUGGAUGGUGGUUUGGUAAUCGAUGGUCAUCGUAUGGGAGGUGACGGGAGGUUCGUAAAUCAUUCGUGCGAACCCAAUUGUGAGAUGCAGAAAUGGAGUGUCUUGGGCCUACCACGUAUGGCAUUAUUUGCAUCAAGAGAUAUUAAGCCGGGGGAAGAGUUAACAUAUGAUUACAAUUUUGCGCUUUUCAAUCCAUCGGAAGGACAGCAAUGUAGAUGUGGUAGUAGUGUCUGUAGAGGUGUUAUAGGUGGAAAGAGUCAAAGGGUAGCUCGGACCAUUCCUCCUCUACCAUCGCAAAUGGAACCUAUUGAGAGAAGAUCAGUAGGCAGACCGCGAAAGAACAUUCGUAAAUCGAAUGCAGUGCAAUCAACCAACUCCAAGAACAUUUGCAAGUCUCGCAAAGUGGGAGAUCCAACUUUGACACACAAUACGCCACAAUUGAAACCGAUGUCUUAUCAACAGCGAUGCUUCGCGCGUGAACAUCAUUGUUUCCUAUUGAGGAAUCUAGAGAAAGUGCGACGAUUGAAAUCAGCAUCGGUGCAGCAAAUUCAAGUACAGAAUGGCAAAACAAAAUCUAGUAACGCGAAUAUGACAAAGGAAAAGAAUUUAGGUGACUCUAAGGCGCAAUCUGAUGCAUUUUUCUCCCAAUUAACUGCAUUGACAAACAUCAAUGCGCGUACUGUACGAACACGUAGACUUGCGCAAGCACAGGAUGACCCGGAGGUACAUAAGACUGCAAAACUAGCUAAGGUAUUAAAAGAUUUAUAUACAACUGUCAUAAAAGCUAGUGAUGAAAAUGAUCAGUUAUUAUGCAUGCCUUUUAUGACUUUACCUUCCAAAAAAAAGUUCUCUGAUUAUUAUGAGAAAAUCACAGAACCCAUCGAUCUGAUAACAAUAGAACAGUGUAUUGGUACUGGUCAUUACAAAACUGCGGAACAGUUUGAUCAAGAUAUGAUAAGGCUCUUUGACAACAACGUGAGAUUCUUUGGUAGAACGUCCGAAAUAGGAAUCGCCGCGGCGAGAUUACGGAAAUUAUAUUUGGGAUUCAAACCUGAUUUUGUGGACGCUAUAACAGAAGCAACAGGUUCUCCUCCAUCUCAAGGUUUUUUACCACCUCGUGGAUCUACGGCUGGAGAGGAAGAUGUAAUCAGAUGUAUUUGCGGACUACACAGGGACGAAGGUUUGAUGAUUCAGUGCGAACGUUGUCUCGUUUGGCAACAUUGUGACUGUGUUAAGGCAGAUACGAGCGCUGAAUCUUAUCUUUGUGAAAGAUGUCAACCUCGUGAGGUUGAUUUGGAAAUUCCACUAGAAGGCGAGGAGGAGGAAGAAGGCAAGAAACAUUAUGUAACAUUGAUGCGAGGCGAUCUACAACUUCGGCAAGGGGACACAGUCUACGUUUUAAGAGACACGCCUGAUAAACACACAUACAAAACUAUACAGAAGCCCGAUUAUGAGCAAAUGGAUAUUUUCAGAAUCGAACGUCUAUGGAAAAACAAUGAGGGCGAGAGAUUUGUAUUUGGACAUCAUUAUCUUAGGCCUCACGAAACGUAUCACGAGCCAACGCGAAAGUUUUAUAUAAACGAAGUUGUGUGUGCUCCGUUGUACGAAGCAGUACCUUGUGAUCUUGUAGCCGAGCGAUGUUGGGUAUUAGAUCCUCAUACUUUCUGUAAAGGACGUCCCGUCGGUUCUACUCCCGAACAUACUUACGUAUGUGAAUAUCGUGUUGAUCGUGCAGCAAGACUUUUUACAAAGGUGGCUAGAGCCAGGCAUGCGGUAUGCACGAAACCUUAUGCAUUUGAAACUUUUCCUCAACGUAUAAAACAUUAUCGCACCUAUUUGCCUCAUAGUCUCGACGGAAUCAAGAUGUCUAAAGACAAGAAGAAAAAUAACAAUCAAGAAGAUGGGAACCAAAAAUUGGAGUCUAACGAUAAUAUAAAAACACAUAACAAAGAACAUAAAUAUGGUAAUAGAACCAGACGAAAAUUAGGCGAAAUCUUAACAGUUACACCAUCUGUAACAUUGUAUGCUCAGCGAGAGGAACAGAAGAAAAGAUUAAACGGCAUUCUACUAAAUCUACUGCAAAGAAUGCCGAAUAAGAAAGAUCCAUUAGAUCUAUCCUUUCUUCUAGAAAGAAACAGACGAAAUCGGAAAAGACCUGGUGGACUCAAUCCGUGACAAUGGGUAACAUCACGAUAAUAUCAUAUUGUACAUAUAGGCUAAUUUCAAUCUUAGAUUAAUAGGCUAGCUGAUUCCAAUCGUUCUAAACUUGACUCUCUACCAUGUGAAUCAAGAUAAUUGUACAUUUACCUUUUCCCUUUCUUCCCUCUCUUCACUCUUAACGAGAAAAGCGUGAGAAACAGUUUUCCUCUUCGUACAACCCGUCCAUUGGUGUAAUUAAUAUAUCUAUAUAGUACAGUUAAAGUAACAUUUAACAUAAAUACAUUAUUAUUGAUCGAUAUUUUUUUAUAUAUUUUUUUUUGCAUAGAUAUUGUAUCACAACUAGAUUUUAAUGCAUAUUUUUUGUUUAUUUGCAACUUUUUAAUUACCCGCAUUAAAAUAAGCAUCUUUGAUUUAUGAUAGCUCCAGGAACAUGUCAUAAGCAAUCAAUAGAUACUUAUUAAUGGAAACUAAGUAGAGUAUGCUCAUUUUAUCAUGAUUAGAAUAUUUAAUAGAGGAAAAUUAAGAGAGUAAUUGAUUUUUCCCAGAACUGGGUUUCCUCUCGCACUGAUAUAACUGCAAAGUGCGGUACUUGUAUAGAAAAUCUUUUGUAUAUUUUUUUUUCAUAAAUAAUAUAGUUAAAUGUACAGAUUAUAUGUUUUCUGGGGUCAAAAAAGCUUAAGCGUCAUGUCAGUGCGAGAGGAAAAAAUCAAUACUCAAAAUCAUAUAAUAUUAUGAAUAAUGAGCGUGUAUUCAUAUAUGUAAUGCUUUAUUGCACAGAAGUAAUAUUAUAUUUUUCAUAAUCCCUCGAUAUUAUAUUUAAAUGACGUGUAACAUAUUUUC